This is a messenger RNA of Tetranychus urticae (two-spotted spider mite), 2488 nucleotides long. Its product is annotated as acylamino-acid-releasing enzyme-like. The record is from RefSeq and is a predicted model, not a curated record. NCBI's taxonomy places the organism in Eukaryota, Metazoa, Arthropoda, Arachnida, Trombidiformes, Tetranychidae. Gene Ontology annotation, biological process: proteolysis. Gene Ontology annotation, molecular function: serine-type endopeptidase activity.
CCGGUUGAUUGAGUAGUGACCGGCUUAGACGCCUCAUGGCGGCGGGUGUGCUUGGAGUUUUCUACAAAUCGAUAUAUCAUUGGAAUCAUCGAUAAAACAAUAAUUUUGUUAUAAUCGCUCAUCUCAAGAUUGAAAUGUCAACUACAAAUCGUUUGAUUGAUUUAUGUCGAGGUAUCAAAGGCAAAGCUUCAUCAAAUUCUUCAGUGAUCAAAAGCCUAACUGAGAUAUUUAAAAAAUAUGGCUUGCAUCCGAAUGCUGCAAAAGCCACGCUAUCAUCCAACAGUUUGCUACCAAAAUCAUAUAAACUUCGUGUUGAUUGGAGUCAUACAGACUUUGAGUCCAUUGAAAAAGUGAAUUUUUUCACUGAAUACAUGGUUAAUUUGCAAGAUGAUGGAAACGUAGAUAAAGUUAUUGCCUUGAAUAAUCUACAAGAUGUAAGUGAGGAAUUAAUUUCAGUUACCUCGCUUGACAAUCAAUGGAAAGCUGUCGUGCGUGAAAAAAUUGGAAAAGACAAGAAAAGCAGUCAAGUUAUUGAAUUUUGGACAAAAAAGGGAAAGAUUAAAACUCUUAAUGGAGAUAAAGAUAAGUCUUUCGGUAAAAUACAUUGUUCACCAACUUUUGGUAAAAUGAGUUGGUCUCCAGAAGGAUCACAGUUAAUGUUUAUUGCCGAUAAAUACAAAACAACGUCUGGAUUUUUUGAGGAAUCGAAAAAGAAUAAAGACAAUAAUGAUGAAUCAAAGAGUGAUUUGGAUGAAAAUAUAAAACCAAGUGGUCAAGGAGAAGAAUACUUGUUAAAAGAGGAUUGGGGGGAACAACUUGAAGGCACCUAUAAUCCGAUUGUUUGUAUUGUUGACCGCAAAGAUGAUUAUAGAAUAAGAACGAUCGAAGUUCCCGGAGUCUCAUGCAGUGAAGCCUUUUGGAUAGAUGAUAAAACAAUUGGUUUUGUUGGUAUAAUGGAGGAAUCUCGUCGAUUAGGACUCAUAUUUUGUCCUAUCCGAAAGUCAUGUCUAUAUAAAUGUGACUUGAGAGAUCCUGAAUCAGAGCCUGUUUGCAUUUAUGGAAAAAAUAACAGCAUUGCACUCAGAAGUCCAAGAGUCAGUUAUGAUUCCAAGAAAAUUGUUUUUCUUUGUAAUCCACCAUCAGGACCACAUUUCCAAGCAUCAUCAUUGGUAGUUUUGAAUUUGGAAGAUUCUACAUCAAAAACUUUAAUCAACACUGAUAAUUUGUUACCCAAUGAAAUUGAGGAUCCUACCGAAAUCAGAUCACUUUAUUGCAUAUAUUUGCCAAAUCCAUGUUGGUUAUCUGAUAAUAAAAGCAUCAUAGUGGAGGCCAGCAUGGGUUACAGAACUCAUCUAUUUCAUAUCAAUUGUGAGACAGGUUUAAAUAAACGCAUUGCUCUACCUGGUAAAGUGGUUUCAGUUUUGUCACUGUUGGAUGAUUUGGUUGUUUUAAAAAUUUCCGAACCUAAUCGUGGAAAUAAUUUACAAAUAGGUAAACUAAAACACAACGAUAAUCAACUUGCCUUAAUCCCUAUCGAUCCAAACUAUGAAGUUAGAAUAGAUGAUAUGGAAUAUCGAUGUGAUAUCUUAGAAAAAAUUGACCCUUCAACUAAUGAUAAACAAAUUGUUACAUCUGUUUACAUAAGCCCAAAAGAGCUGAUGGAUAAACCAAGUGCAGCUAUUUUACUUCCCCAUGGAGGGCCUCAUUCACAUUUUGAGGCGUCAUACCUCAGUACAGUUGCAGCCAUGGUUGAAGCUGGCUUUAAAUUAAUUUUGGUCAAUUACCGUGGAUCAACUGGCAUCAACUCUGCUCAUGAAAAGUUUCUGUGUGAUAAAGUUGGAACAACUGAUGUCGAAGAUUGCAUUCAUGUACUAAAAUAUUACAUCGAAAAAUCACAGAUUGAUCCAAAACAAGUUUUCCUUCUCGGUGGAAGUCACGGUGGAUUUCUAGUUACCCAUUUAAUUGGACAACAUAGUAAUUUUGGAUUUAAAGCUUGUAGCGCUCGAAACCCAGUUACAGAUCUUGCCAGUGGAUUUGGUACUUCUGAUAUUCCUGAUUGGCAUCUUGUCGAGGGACUUGGUGAUCUAAGCAUUUACCCAUUGAAUACUAAACCAACACCAGAAUUAUUGAAAGAGUUAUUGCUUAAGUCUCCUAUUUUUCAUAUCGACAAAGUAAAAACUCCAGUUCUAAUGUGUCUAGGUACUAAAGACAAGCGAGUUUCAAUGAGCCAAGGAUUAAAUUACUAUUAUGGAUUAAAAGCACGCCAGAUUGAAGCAAAAUGUUUGGUUUAUGAAGACAAUCAUAGCUUAAGCAAAGAAGCGCAUUAUUUAGAUAUGUCAGUGAAUACUAUGUUAUGGUUUCUCGAUCAUCUUUCGUCCACUUCUGAGUAAUUGAAUAUUUCCACUGGAUAUUUGUAUCUUUUUGUGUAUAAUGAAUACUCUAGAAAUAAAUGUGCAAAAGUCAUGAAAAAUUCACUUUAAUUCUGUAA